Molecule: messenger RNA, 1122 nt
Organism: Periconia digitata
Lineage: Eukaryota; Fungi; Ascomycota; Dothideomycetes; Pleosporales; Periconiaceae
Source: the annotation of a GenBank genome assembly
AAGACUAUAAUGAGAAAAUCCAGGAAGAGCCUUCAACAAAAAACGAUGUAUGAACCACCUGUUUCAUUCUUUGAAAAUCAUUAUGCGAACGGCGGGGAAUUUGCACUCCACCGAGCCGUUAUAAGCGGGAAUCUGCAAGACAUCCACAACCUUAUCAGUCUUGGAUUCGACAUCAACGUCAGCGACACAAUCACACACACAUAUGAAAACUUCGGCACACCCCUCCAUCUGGCGGUAUGGUGUAACCGACCCGCGUCUCUCGAAGCGCUCUUGUCUCGUGGAUGCGACCUCAACGUGCUAGACGAAGGGAGCUACGUUCGUGAUAGGGACACACCAAUAACAAUGGCGAUUGCACUUGGAAGACGCGAAAUGGUCAAGAGACUGUUCGAUGCAGGCGCUGAGCACAGCAAGUAUGAUGAGGUGACUGGAGAGUGGUCUCGCUGGUCUCUGCUCACAGUUGCAGCGUACCACGGCCGUGACGACAUACUCCAGGAUCUGUUCUUGUGGCGUGCAGAGUGGCCACAAAUCCACCGAGAUAAUGCUUUGUACCUCUACACUACGGCAGUAUACCCAGAUGUGGUUGGAGUUUUGAUCGAGAACGGCAACUACACUGCAGAAACGCUGAGGGAUGGUAUACAGUUUGCCACUACCAAUGAACCGUGCUUGGAACAGCAAGACUGGCCGCCACCGUCUACAAAUGCAAGAUUAUCGACUCUUGAUGGUGAUUCUCUCCGCCAGGAAAAGUCUCUUGGUGCUCUUUUGGAUGCUUAUGCUGCGAGGGUCGAAGAUAGUACAGUUUACUUCGCGACUUUGAAUUCUUUACUCCAUGCUUCGUGCUCAUCACCUUUCACAAUCGGUGCUCUGAGGUUGUUGCUGAGAAGAGGCGCUGAUGUGAAUUUUCGGAGCGAGAGAAGGAAAGAAUCGCCUAUGCAUAUUGCAGUUCGUCGAAGGAGGGACACGCGUAAGUGUAACGAGGAAGGUGUUGUACAGCUUUUGAAAUACGGAGCAAGCCUUGAUAUUCGUGAUGAAGAAGGUAAAACAGUUGUUGAUAUUGCUAAAAGGGAGGGGAAUGAAGAUAUUGCAGAGCUGCUUCUUCAAUGUGGGGUUUCUAUGAGUUGGUAG